Molecule: messenger RNA, 2202 nt
Organism: Camelus dromedarius (Arabian camel)
Lineage: Eukaryota; Metazoa; Chordata; Mammalia; Artiodactyla; Camelidae
Product: endoplasmic reticulum protein SC65
Exons: 8
Coding region: 244-1587 (447 amino acids)
Biological process (GO): collagen fibril organization; peptidyl-lysine hydroxylation
Cellular component (GO): endoplasmic reticulum
Molecular function (GO): collagen binding; protein binding
Source: RefSeq, a predicted model, not a curated record
CCAAGAGGAAGACCCGCAAGGGCACGAGGUCACCGUUGGGCUUUCUGAAAAGAAAGGAGACGCAGCUCUCAGCCCCUCGGGGACCCUGACCCAAGCCACCACCCCUUGUUGCUGACCCCAGUGCCCGGCGCUAAGACCCAGCGGGCGCGCCGGCGGGGCCCCGGUCCCUGAGUCGGCCCGCCCGGCGGGGACGCCAGCUGGGCGGGGAGAGCCAGCUGGCGCGGAGGGGGCAGUGGAGGGGGCAUGGCUCGGGCUGCGUGGGGGCUGCUGUGGCUGCUGCUGGGCAGCGCCGGGGCGCAGUACGAGAAGUACAGCUUCCGGGGCUUCCCGCCCGAGGACCUGAUGCCCCUGGCCGCGGCCUACGGGCACGCGCUGGAGCAGUAUGAGGGCGAGAGCUGGCGCGAGAGCGCGCGCUACCUCGAGGCGGCGCUCCGGCUGCACCGGCUGCUGCGGGACAGCGAGGCCUUCUGCCACGCCAACUGCAGCGGCUCCGCGCCGUCCGCUGCCGCGCCCCCGGGGCCCGCGCCCCCUGGCCCCGACGGCGGUGGCGGCAGCGGCGGCGAUGAGUGGGCCCAGGAGCUGCGGCUCUUCGGCCACGUCCUGGAGCGCGCCGCCUGCCUGCGGCGCUGCAAGCGUUCUCUGCCCGCCUUCCAGGUGCCCUACCCGCCGCGCCAGCUGCUGCGCGACUUCCAGAGCCGCCUGCCCUACCAGUACCUGCACUACGCACAGUUCAAGGCUAACCGGCUGGAGAAGGCGGUGGCCGCAGCCUACACCUUCCUCCAGAGAAACCCGAAGCAUGAGCUCACCACCAAGUAUCUCAACUACUACCGGGGGCUGCUGGACGCCGCGGAGGAGCCCCUCACGGACUUAGAGGCCCAGCCCUACGAGGCCGUCUUCCUGCGGGCUGUGAAGCUCUACAACAGCGGGGAUUUCCGCAGCAGCACGGAGGACAUGGAGCGGGCCCUGGCCGAGUACCUGGCCAUCUUUGCCCGGUGUCUGGCUGGCUGUGAGGGGGCCCAUGAGCAAGUGGACUUCAAGGACUUCUAUCCAGCCAUAGCAGAUCUCUUUGCAGAAUCCCUGCAGUGCAAGGUGGACUGUGAGGCCAACUUGACCCCCAAUGUGGGCGGCUACUUUGUGGAAAAGUUCGUGGCCACCAUGUAUCACUACCUCCAGUUUGCCUACUACAAAUUGAACGACGUGCGCCAGGCCGCCCGCAGUGCCGCCAGCUACAUGCUCUUCGACCCUGGAGACAGUGUCAUGCAGCAGAACCUGGUGUAUUACCGCUUCCACAGGGCUCGCUGGGGCCUGGAGGAGGAGGACUUCCAGCCCAGGGAGGAGGCCAUGCUCUACCACAACCAGACAGCUGAGCUGCGGGAGCUGCUGGACUUUGCACACAUGUACCUGCAGGCAGAUGAUGAGAUGGAGCUGGAGGAGACAGAACCGCCCGUGGAGCCUGAGGAGCCUCCAUCUGAUGCCGAGUUUGAGGGGGAGGGUGACUAUGAGGAGAGCAUCUAUGCUGACUGGUGGCAGGAGCCAGAUGCCAAGGGUGAUGAGGCUGAGGCCGAGCCAGAGCCUGAACUAGCAUGAGAAGAGGGCCCCCCUGCACCCCUCAAGAACUUGGGAAGCCUGGCCCAGUGACACCACCCUCACCAGCCUGGACAGCAACAAGAACUAUUUAUUAAACAUGUAAAAUGGACAUAGCUGACCAGGCCCCAUCCUGUCCCACCUGGGAGCAGUGCUUCCCAUGUAAUGGAGAACAGCUCUGACUCCAUAUUCGAUCUGUUCCUUUAGUUUUAACCAUUGUGCCCUGCUUUCUAGGCUUAGUCUCGCUAGCUCUGCACCUUUUGUAAAACAAUGUUGCCUUUAGCCUGAAAUAUACAGGAGAGCCUAUUCUCAGGGCUCUGACCUUUAAAGAUGCUAGCACUUCUGCACCUACAUAGAGAUGGCAAGUUGCAAAAUAGAGAAUAACCUUUGUUUUGUUGGAGGUUUACAGGGACACCGUGGCCUGACCCACACGGACAGCUGCAAGAACAAAGAAUCCCUGCAGCAAGAAGUUUGCAACAACCAACCACACCCCCUCCCCUAUUUUUUUGUGUAAAAGGAGCCUGCAUUCUGACUGGAGCAGGGUGGUUCUCCAUGACAGUCUGCCAUCCUCUCAGUCUGCCAGCUUUCCGAAUAAAGUCGCUAUUCCUUUCCCCAACA